UAUACCAUAGAGUAUAACACGAGAGCAUAACUAAAGGCAUUCAUUCAAUGUUUGACUCAAAUACUAAUCAAUGCUAUUAUAUGUCUGUCAGACAACUAAACCAUUAAUUGUUUGCAAACAAUACUACAGAUUAUACUCUAUUAUAGACAUCAUUAGUAAGUGAAGUACUCUUCAAAGGAUCCAUUGAGUGAUUGUCUCCACAAAUGGCACCAAAAGUCAAUGAAUCGGAAGAUGAACUGAAAAAGCGCUUCAAAGAGUUGGUGUCCGACUUGAAUCUGGACAAAGGCAGUGCCGAAGAUGCCUGGAUCUCAUACCAGAGGAUUGGUAUCAAUUACACACUCGAGGGGGAUCAAUUGCAUUGGCUCUCGUGUGCCGUAUAUGUUGCCUGUCGUAAGUGUAUCACUCAAACUGUCGGUAAAGUUGUCAAAAUUGAAGGCAAUUUAGUUUCAUUGACUCGUUUGCUUAAGUCAUGUAAACUAAGUUUGGUUCAAUUCUUUAACAAAAUGAAGAAGUGGUCAGAUAUGGCCAAUCUAUCCGCAGAAAUGCGUCAAAAGAUUGACCAUUUGGAGCGUAACUUUAAUGUAUCGACAGUUAUCUUUAAAAAGUAUAAACCAAUCUUUGAGGAUGUGUUCAAAGAUCCUAUUUUUAUAAUCAACAAAAUGGCUAAAAAUAGAAAGCAAAGUCGGAAACAGUUGGUAACGUCUUCGGAUAUCUUUUCAUUUUGUUGGACACUCUUUAUUCACAUAAAAUCAAAUUUUCCACAAAUAAGCGAUGAUUUAGUCAAUUCUUACCAUUUAUUACUCGCUUGUAUUGAUUAUUGUUUUUCUAACGCAUUGCUCGCUGAAAAUUCUAAGGAGUUAUUGAAUAGUAAUUUCAGUGAAAUAUCUAAAUACUUGAGUGAAGACGGUGUGAAAAUUGGAGACAAAACAGUGUGUAUUAUACAGGCCUUAUGUGAUGAAUGGCACGGUAUUUCAGUUGAGGCCAAGACUAUCAAAGAGCACUGGUGUAAGCCAUGUAUUAAACGAAUGCUUGAAAAAGAUAACUUCAAGACCAAGAAUUCGGGUACUUUUGAUGUCAAUCAUUAUGAAAAUAAUUACAAACACAUAAUGAAAGAGUACGAUCAAUACGUGCUUAACAUUGGAGACUUUGAUGAACGCAUUUUUCUCAACGACAAUGCUUCUGAAGAAUUGGGAACUCCUCAAUCAGAUACCAAUGAUUUGGCAGAAUUGAUGCAAAGUCGGCAAAGUUCCCGAUGUCUAGAUAACCCAAACCCUAACUCAUUGGUUCCGACCACUCCUCUAACAAAUCGCCAUUAUUUGAGUCAUCGACAAAACAAUACACCAAUGACUCCAAUAGCAAGUGCUACCAAUAGUGUCAGUCGAUUGCAAUCAAUACUUUUGAAUCGAAAAGAUGAACCAAAUGAAACACUUGAAUCCAUAUUCAAGCAAUGUAUUAGAAAUCCAAGAGAAAAGAUACUAAAUUUGCUUAAGAUUAUGGGCGACAAGUUUCUCACUGCAUAUAACAAUGAUACGCAAUCUCCAUCCCCGGCAUCUCGUAUGCUGUCUACCAAUGAAGAGAUGGGUCCGCCAUCACCGACAAUGAAUACACAGAACGAUGAAUUCGCUAAAAAGCGUUUGCGUCUCGCGAUUUCAUUUUACUAUAAAUCACUGGAAAAUAUAUUAAUGAGUGAAAAGAAGAGAAUUGCUUCCGACAAAUUAGCUGAAAGUCUAACCAAUAUUCUGGAAAAAGAUAUCUUUCACUUGUCUUUGUUUGCCUGUUCUGUUGAGAUCAUUCUCUUCUCAUAUAAUGCCAAACAAACAUUUCCCUGGAUUUUGGAGGUCUUUUCAGAUUCAAAUGACUUAAGAUUACAUGCUUUCAAUUUUUACAAAGUUAUUGAACCCAUUAUUCGUGAAGAGGACAGCUUAUCCAGAGAUGUGGUCAAACAUCUUAAUUCAGUUGAAGAGCAAAUUCUAGAGAGUAUGGCGUGGAAAUCAGAUUCACCACUUUGGGAACUAAUACGAUCAAAUGGAACUGUUAAACCAAAUGUUCCCUCAUGUGCUGAAGUAUCUCUUCCAAUGAAUAGUUCUGGCAAUACUCCUUCCGUCUUAAAUUCUCCGGUUUCUCUUCUAAAGAGAACUGAAUUACAAUCAAAUAUGGGAUCUAUUAGUGAUAGAUUCAGCUCUCCUUACAAAAGUACAGCCAAACGGCAAUUGUUUGGUUCAACAAAAGCUGAAACGCCAACCACUUCAACAGCCAAUAUCACGCAAACGGGACAUAUCGUGCAAAUGAUGAUUCCGACUAAAAUGGAUAAUGGAGGAAUACAGUAUAUUCAGGUGCCGGCCAUUGCCUUCGGCACUGUUCCACAACAAAAUAACAACAGUCCCAAUGAAACUGCAAUCCUAGAGAAUGUUAAACCUCUAAAAUCAGGACCUAUUGGCUUAUUCUUCCGAAAGGUCUAUACUAUGGCUGGUCUUAGAUUAAGAGAUUUAUGCGAUCGAUUGAAUAUUGGUGAUGAAGAUAUCCGUAAAAAGAUUUGGACGUGUUUUGAACACUCACUUAUACAACACACUGAUCUCAUGCGUGACAGACAUUUAGAUCAGAUAAUUAUGUGCGCUUUCUAUGCCAUCUGUAAAGUUACGAAACAGAGUCAAACAUUUCAAGAAAUUAUGAAAUGUUAUCGACUGCAACCUCAAGCGGCCAGUCAUGUUUAUAGAAGCGUUUUAAUGAAUUCAGUUCGAAGACGACGACAUUCUGGAAGCAGUGAUACGAGCCGUAACUCAGGUUCGAGUUCGCCACUCAUGCAGGAGGAAAGGGAUCGAAUUCGUUCCUCGAGUACUCUACCAGUGCCUCAUCCAAACAGUCAGCCGCCAACUCCAACACGUGUUGCCGGCACUGGAUCUCAAUUUGAAUUUGAAGAGCGCGGAGACGUCAUUAUGUUCUAUAAUAAUAUCUUUUUGCCCGAACUAACUGUUAAAUACAUAAUGAAAUUCUCACCAAAUAUCUCAGAAUCACCUCCUCUGUCACCUCUUCCUCGUCUUAAUGCUAGUGCAAUGUCACCGUAUAGGCGAAUAUCACAACGUUUUCCUUUGUAUAUAUCGCCUCUAAAGAGUGCAAAUUUUCCGCCGUCACCGAACCGGCCGAUGUCAUACCGGUUCCAAAGUAGUCCCGCCAAAGACUUGCGAGCUAUUAAUAAUAUGAUGAGAAGUGGUUCAGUCUCACAGAGAGUGAGUAAAAGGAUAUUCCAGGACGACGUCGAAAGUGAGAAUUCGCCCACAAAAAGACAGUGUACUGACACUAUGAACCGUAAGAUUAGAGACAUUGUCACUGAAAGACAAAGUUUAGAAUCAAAUGGUUCUCUCAAUAGCAAUGGUAACAUUGAUAAUAGCAAUGAUUGAAUCAUUACUAUUGUUAUCUUGAAAUUUUUGAUCAUGUUUUGACACUUUAAUUGUUUAAUGUUAAACAAAUCAAUAUUUAAUUUAAUUUAAUUAAUAUAC
Messenger RNA from Oppia nitens, 3494 nucleotides. Its product is annotated as retinoblastoma-like protein 2. The coding region runs from base 204 to 3395 and encodes 1063 amino acids. Gene Ontology annotation, cellular component: nucleus; transcription regulator complex; chromatin. The transcript is spliced from 10 exons. NCBI's taxonomy places the organism in Eukaryota, Metazoa, Arthropoda, Arachnida, Sarcoptiformes, Oppiidae. The record is from RefSeq and is a predicted model, not a curated record. Gene Ontology annotation, biological process: cell differentiation; regulation of transcription by RNA polymerase II; negative regulation of G1/S transition of mitotic cell cycle. Gene Ontology annotation, molecular function: RNA polymerase II transcription regulatory region sequence-specific DNA binding.